This is a messenger RNA of Cuscuta campestris, 778 nucleotides long. Lineage: Eukaryota; Viridiplantae; Streptophyta; Magnoliopsida; Solanales; Convolvulaceae. The record is from the annotation of a GenBank genome assembly.
AGUGUUCGUCAUUUUAUGACAAACACUAUUUCUUUUGCCAGGUUCUGAUGCUCUUCUUCUUCCCUUAUUAAAUUUACUUUGGCUGUUGCUGGUUUGUUCGGCUGAGAAGGUCUUGAGUUGCUCAAUGGUGGUAUUCAGGACAGAUGUUUCGCUUUCAAUCAAACCUUUAUCUUCUGAUUUACCUGGGAAAAAUCAUCAGGUUGACUCAAACCGGGGGGGGGCAGAGAGUUUAAAAUGCCAUGCACCCACGGUCGAUUCUGCCCUUGCAUCAAUAUACACAAGGGGUAAGAAAAGCAGAUUGUUGGAUCUACACUGCUGUCACUGCAGGACGCUAAAGAUGGAGAUUUGAGUCAUGUAACCAAUUUCAUAUUGCAUAAGUUGGCUUCCGAUGUAUUACGAUUUACAAAGACGAUGUGCUUACUGGUGGUCAUGUAAUCAUGCUUGGAGCUGACACCAUUAGCCAAACAACGACAAUGGAAGCAAUAUUUGCUUAUCCAGGGUAUGGAGCAGCAUGAUGAAGACUAUGCUUAUGUCCCUACAAAAAAAUGUAAAGCCAUGCUUAAGUCGGGAGUCUCUUGGAAAUAGUCUCUCUACUUCAGAUAGGGGCAAAGUCUGCGUAUACACACCCUUUCCAAACCCUAUUUUUGUGGGAUCAUUGGACUCUUGUUGUUAAAUUGAUUUUUAACAUGUAGUUUUAAUAUAUCUCAAUUUUAUAAUAUUUAUCAUCUUUCUUUUUAUUUAUCCAAAGAUACAAUUGAAUUAAAUUGAAUCCAAUUGG